Molecule: messenger RNA, 1291 nt
Organism: Pangasianodon hypophthalmus (striped catfish)
Lineage: Eukaryota; Metazoa; Chordata; Actinopteri; Siluriformes; Pangasiidae
Gene: sumf1
Product: sulfatase modifying factor 1
Exons: 9
Coding region: 86-1162 (358 amino acids)
Cellular component (GO): endoplasmic reticulum
Source: RefSeq, a predicted model, not a curated record
GUGCUACUUCCGGUCAGCUGACUGAUCACGUGAUACGGUCUAGCUAAGAUGGCGUCCUCCGUGUAGCUGCAGCGAUAGUGUAGCCAUGGGGUUGUCGGUGUACAGUGUGUGGUUAUUAGUGUGUGUGAGUGUGUGGUGUGUGUGUGUGAGGUGUGAGGAUAAACCUGCUCAGGACUGCGGCUGUAACACACUCCACAGACACCGAGCUGAGGAAGAAGAGGAUGAGGAAGGACGAGGAAAUGUUCAACAUCCGGCUCAUAAAUAUUCCGAAAGAGCGAAUAAAGAGUUUGUGAAUAAAGAGGACAUUCUUAGCAAGAUGGUGCUGCUGCAGGGAGGUUGGUUCCUGAUGGGAACAGAUGAUCCUGGUAUCCCUCAGGAUGGAGAAGGUCCUCAGAGGCGCGUUUGGCUCGAUCCGUUUUACAUCGAAGAGCACGAGGUCACGAACCUGCAGUUCCAGCUUUUUACUAACAUCACGCACCAUGUUACAGAGGCAGAGCGCUUUGGAGACUCGUUUGUGUUUGAGGGAUUGCUGAGUGAAGAAGUGAAGAGCACUUUGUCUCAUGCGGUUGCUGCUGCCCCCUGGUGGGCACCGGUGAAAGGAGCAGACUGGAGACAUCCAGAGGGUCCUGAUUCAUCUAUAGCACACAGGAUGGACCACCCGGUGCUGCACGUGUCCUGGGCGGACGCUCAGGUGUACUGUGAGUGGGCGGGGCGCAGGUUACCCACCGAGGCUGAGUGGGAGUUCGCCUGCAGAGGAGGACUUCAGGACAGGUUGUACCCGUGGGGGAAUAAACUGAUGCCCAGAGGGCAGCACUACGCUAACCUGUUUCAGGGAGAGUUCCCCAGUCACAACACGGCUGAGGACGGAUUCGCUCAGACGUCGCCGGUAAAGAAGUUUCCUGCGAAUGCUUUCGGUCUCUAUGACAUGGUGGGAAACGCGUGGGAAUGGACAGCAGACUGGUGGAGCGUCCAUCACACCCGAGACAACACACACAACCCGAAAGGACCGGAAACAGGAAGUGACCGAGUGAAGAAGGGAGGAUCCUACAUGUGUCACAAGUCGUACUGUUACAGGUACAGGUGUGCUGCUCGUAGUCAGAACACUCCUGACAGCUCAGCGUCUAAUCUCGGCUUCCGCUGUGCAGCUGAUUCCACACCGUGACCUCUGACCUCUGACCUCUUCUAGACUCUGCCUUAUUGUUAACCACACACUCACAUUUUAAUUCACUGAAUGAACUGUAUACUGCUGUACAGAUGGAUGUUUUUAUAUAAAUAAACUAUUUUAAAUAUG